ACGUGCUAUAUCUGUUCAUCGGCUAUUACUAUCUAUAUAACUUGUUGUGGUUGCAUGUAAAAUACAGCGCAUAUAGUAAUUAUUACAUUGCUACUGCUGGAUCCUAUCUCAACUUGGAAAUGUAGUGUUUGCUCUCCUAAUUUUGAUUUACUUUCUAAAAUUAAUAAAUUGUUCGACCUUUUAAAAUCUACUAAUGAUAAAAUUGAUCAUGUAUUUGCCUUAAAUACACGCCUUCGAGAAAAAUUAUGUUUACUGGAGUCAAGAAUUGUCAAAUUUGAAUCACAUCCAACUACUAAUGCCAACGCUUCUUAUUCAGACAUUUUCAACGAACUGCAAGACCGCCAAUCAUGUGAAAAAAAUAUAAUUUUAUUUAACGUCGCCGAUUCUGCUAAUGAUGUCGAAGACACCUCACUAGUUAAUGAUAUUUUUGAUAAAAUUGUUGCUACUUCAAAAAUAGUUCGUCUGGGUUGAACAGUACCAAAAUCUCGACCGAUAAAAAUUAUAUGCGUAAACAAAUCUGACGUUGGGUUAUUACUGAAAUCAAAAAAUCGCCUCCGGAAUCUGCCUGACAUGAAAUUUAUCCGAUUAACCGUUGAUUGGACCACUUCACAACGCAGUUUCUACAAUUAAGUACGAGAACAACUUUCAAUACGCAAAAAUAUGAGUGAAAAUAACUUUUACAUCGGCUAUAUGGCUAUAUCAAAGAAGUUCCAUUGUUCCAACCAUUCUACAAAAAAACUAAAUACCGCGUCAGACUCUGACUAACUUUUUAAAAUCGAUUCUACCAUCAAAAUACAUGGAGCCAAAUGAAAAAACUGACUUAAUAACUAGUCAUGUGUACACAAAUUACUCAAGUAAACCAMAUAAUUUGCAUUAUGCAAGUACAAUAAGCCGAGUGUUAUGGCUGGCAUUGGUAGUAACAAUGCCAUGUUUGGCGCCGGGCAUGAGUUUUGGAUAUUCUGCUAUUGUUUUGGAUCAAUUGGAGUUAACAGUUAAUGAACAAUCAUGGUUUGCUAGUCUACCAUCUACGAUGAUGCCAAUCGGUUGCCUGUUAAGCGGGCCGAUGAUCGAUAAGCUCGGCCGUAAGACGGCGCUUAUGGUGACCAACCUGCCGUCUUGUCUGGGAUGGCUGUUGUUGUCCAGGCAGCCGGCCAGCCUGUAUGUGCUGUAUACAGGCCAACUGCUGGUGGGCAUGUCAGUGGGCUUGUCUACAACCCCGGCCACAGUUUACGCGGCUGAGUGCAUCACGGUCAAUUACACCGGGCUACGUGGAUGCUUCACRAUAAUGACGUCCAUCAUGCUCAACUUCGGCAUGUUCCUCACGUACCUGUUGGGCGCGCUAAUGCCCGCGUACGUGGUUGCUUACGUGGCGGCGUUUGUGUCGUUUGCCGCAUUCAUAUUCAUUGGCCUGCUCAUUCCCGAAAGUCCACCGUGGCUGUUUGGACAGGGCCGCCGCGGUGACGCAGAGUUCUCUCAGCGGGUUUUACGUAUUGCCCAGCCCAUACUGCAAACGUCUCGGGCAAUGUCACUAGACGGAGAUACUGCCACCACGGUGCGCGUCAGGUCCCGGAUCGUGGACAGGCUAUCCGAGCCGGACGUUUACAAGCCAAUGGCGAUAAUGACGACGUUCCUGUUCUUCCAGCAGGCGUGUGGUUCGUUUGUGCUAACCGCGUACAUGGUUCAGCUACUCGGCGGCCUCGACGUGACCGUAGACAAUUACGUGGUGACACUGCUGGCGGGGUUCACCAACCUGGCGGCUAUGGUCAUGCUGUCUGUACUACUCACCCAGUCCGGUUUCAAGCAGCUGUCCUAUGUGUCAUGCGCUGGCUACGCCGCUUCCAUGAUGCUGCUAGCCGGGUUUCUGCAAUGCUAUAGCGGCGGUGAUUCGUUCGUUAAUAAUGUGGUGGUCAUCGGUUGUGUACUGCUCAACAUGGCCAUGAACGGRCUGGGACUUCGGCCCAUACCGUAUGCUAUGCUCGGCGAAGUGUUCCCCACUGACGUGGCAGGUGUGGCCGGUUCUAUCGUCGCGUGCAUGUCGUCUGUAUUCAACUUCAUUGCCAUCAAGUCGUACCCGUAUCUGCGCAUAUGGCUGGGCCCGGGCGUGUUCGCGCUGUACGGGGCCCUGGCGCUGCUUACGCUAGUGUUCGUCGCGGUGAUCGUACCGGAUACCCGGGGCAAAACCAUUAAGCAAAUAAGCGACGAGUUCCUGCGGAAGAAGUCUGACAGCGGUUAUGACACCGGAGGUUACCGUAAGGGGAGUACCAUCGCCGAUGAGGUCAUUUGAACUAUGCAUGAUGGGUGUACCUUUAUAUUUUAUUAUAAUAUAUUGAUUUUCGAGGAUCUCAUUUUUCAUUAUAUCGUUAUAAAUAUAAUAUUAUAUGAUUUCUUUUUUCUCUUUUUUUUAUGUCCGUGACGAUUAU
This is a messenger RNA of Diuraphis noxia (Russian wheat aphid), 2420 nucleotides long. Its product is annotated as facilitated trehalose transporter Tret1-2 homolog. Gene Ontology annotation, biological process: transmembrane transport. NCBI's taxonomy places the organism in Eukaryota, Metazoa, Arthropoda, Insecta, Hemiptera, Aphididae. Gene Ontology annotation, cellular component: membrane. Gene Ontology annotation, molecular function: transmembrane transporter activity. The record is from RefSeq and is a predicted model, not a curated record.